CUGCUAGACUGAAAAUAUGAAUGCAGUGCUCUAAAGGAAAUUUAGAAUAUGUUCACCAAGGGAUCUAGAGCAACAGCAAAGCUGAGGUCAAACUGCCGUAAGGAUGGACACCAAGGAAGCUGUGUGUGGGACAGAAAGAAAUCAAGAUAAGCAACAUGAACCGUGAAGACAGGAAUGUGCUGCGUAUGAAAGAACGGGAAAGGCGGAACCAGGAAAUCCAGCAGGGCGAAGACGCCUUCCCACCAAGCUCCCCUCUCUUUGCUGAGCCAUACAAAGUUACCAGCAAAGAAGACAAGCUAUCAAGUCGUAUUCAGAGUAUGCUUGGAAACUACGAUGAAAUGAAGGAUUUCAUAGGAGACAGAGCUAUACCAAAGCUUGUUGCAAUUCCCAAGCCUACAGUACCACCAACAGCAGAUGAAAAAUCUAACCCAAAUUUCUUUGAACAGAGACAUGGAGGCUCUCAUCAGAGUAGCAAGUGGACUCCAGUAGGACCUGCACCCAGCACUUCUCAGUCGCAGAAACGGUCCUCAGGCUUACAAAGUGGACACAGUAGCCAGCGGACCAGUGCAGGUGGCAGUAGUAGCAGUAGCAGUAGUGGGCAGAGGCAUGACCGUGACUCAUACAGCAGUAGUGGGAGCAGUAGCCGGAAGAAAGGCCAGCAUGGAUCAGAACACUCCAAAUCACGAUCUUCCAGCCCUGGAAAACAGCAGGCUGUCUCUUCAUUAAGCUCCAGUCAUUCCAGGUCUCAUGGGAACGAUCACCAUAGCAAGGAACAUCAGCGUUCCAAAUCACCUCGGGACCCUGAUGCAAACUGGGAUUCUCCUUCCCGUGUACCCUUUUCAAGUGGGCAGCACUCAAAUCAGUCUUUCCCACCUUCAUUGAUGUCAAAAUCCAGUUCAAUGUUACAGAAACCCACUGCCUACGUGCGGCCCAUGGAUGGACAGGAGUCCAUGGAACCAAAGCUGUCCUCUGAGCACUACAGCAGCCAGUCCCAUGGCAAUAGCAUGACUGAGCUGAAGCCCAGCAGCAAAGCACACCUCACCAAGCUGAAAAUACCUUCCCAGCCGCUGGAUGCAUCAGCUUCAGGUGAUGUGAGCUGUGUCGAUGAAAUUCUUAAAGAGAUGACGCAUUCUUGGCCUCCCCCUCUAACGGCUAUUCACACACCUUGCAAAACAGAACCUUCCAAAUUUCCUUUUCCAACUAAGGAGUCUCAGCAGUCCAAUUUUGGCCCUGGAGAACAAAAAAGAUAUAAUCCUUCUUCUAAAACUUCAAAUGGGCACCAGUCUAAAUCUAUGUUAAAGGAUGACUUGAAACUAAGCAGCAGUGAAGACAGUGAUGGGGAACAGGAUUGUGAUAAGACAAUGCCCAGGAGUACACCGGGAAGUAACUCUGAACCUUCACACCAUAAUAGUGAAGGAGCAGAUAACUCCAGAGAUGAUUCUAGCAGCCACAGUGGAUCUGAAAGCAGCUCCGGAUCUGACUCUGAAAGUGAAAGUAGUUCCAGUGACAGUGAGGCAAAUGAGCCGUCUCAGAGCGCAUCUCCUGAGCCUGAACCACCACCAACAAACAAAUGGCAGCUUGAUAACUGGUUGAAUAAAGUAAACCCCCAUAAAGUAUCACCAGCUUCUUCUGUGGACAGUAACAUCCCAUCAUCUCAAGGCUACAAAAAGGAAGGCCGAGAGCAGGGUGCUGGGAAUAGCUACACUGAUCCAGGUGGACCUAAGGAAACAAGUUCCUCUACUCCUGGACGGGACUCCAAAACCAUCCAAAAGGGAUCAGAAGGUGGGCGUGGUAGGCAGAAGUCUCCUGCACAGAGUGACAGCACAACACAGAGGAGAACUGUUGGCAAAAAACAACCCAAAAAGGCUGAGAAGGCAGCUGCUGAAGAGCCCCGUGGAGGCCUUAAGAUAGAAAGUGAAACCCCAGUAGACAUGGCUGCCAGUAUGCCCUCCAGCAGACACAAAGCAGCCACCAAAGGCUCAAGGAAACCCAAUAUAAAGAAGGAGUCUAAAUCUUCUCCGCGACCUACAACAGAGAAAAAGAAAUACAAGUCAACAAGUAAAUCUUCCCAGAAAUCAAGGGAAAUCAUAGAAACAGAUACCUCAUCCUCAGAUUCGGAUGAAAGCGAGAGCCUUCCUCCUUCCUCACAAACUCCUAAGUACCCUGAGAGCAAUAGGACUCCUGUUAAACCCUCCUCAAUGGAGGAAGAAGAUAGCUUUUUUCGGCAACGAAUGUUCUCUCCUAUGGAAGAGAAGGAACUUCUUUCACCCCUCAGUGAGCCCGAUGACAGGUAUCCACUUAUUGUGAAGAUUGACCUGAAUCUCUUGACUAGAAUACCAGGAAAGCCUUAUAAAGAAACAGAGCCACCCAAGGGGGAAAAGAAAAAUGUGCCAGAAAAGCACACCAGAGAAGCUCAGAAACAAGCCUCAGAAAAAGUUUCCAACAAAGGCAAGAGGAAACAUAAGAAUGAGGAUGAUAACCGAGCGAAUGAGAGCAAGAAGCCCAAAACGGAGGACAAGAAUUCAGCCGGCCACAAGCCAUCCAGCAACAGAGAGUCGUCUAAGCAGAGUGCUGCGAAAGAAAAGGACCUGCUGCCUUCUCCCGCUGGGCCUGUUCCUUCAAAAGAGCCGAAGCCAGAGCAUGGCUCUCGGAAGAGGACAGUUAGUCAGUCUUCUUCCUUAAAGUCAAGCAGCAACAGCAACAAGGAGAAUAGUGGCAGCAGCAAGAGUAGUUCCUCUACAUCUAAGCAGAAGAAGACUGAAGGGAAGACUUCCAGUAGCUCCAAGGAGGUUAAGGAAAAGGCUUCACAUAGUUCCUCCACCUGUCCUCCAUCUACACCAACUCCUGAAGCUUCUAAGCCUCGAAGAACAAAGCUUGCCUUUGAUGACAGAAAUUAUUCAGCAGACCAUUAUUUACAAGAAGCAAAAAAGCUAAAGCACAAUGCAGAUGCAUUGUCUGAUAGGUUUGAGAAAGCGGUAUACUAUCUUGAUGCUGUUGUGUCUUUCAUUGAGUGUGGGAAUGCAUUAGAGAAAAAUGCUCAGGAAUCCAAAUCCCCAUUCCCUAUGUAUUCAGAGACAGCAGAGCUCAUCAAAUACACCAUGAAGCUAAAGAAUUACUUGGCACCAGAUGCCACAGCUGCAGAUAAAAGACUCACAGUACUUUGCCUGCGAUGCCAGUCUUUGCUGUACCUGAGGCUAUUCAAACUGAAGAAGGAAAAUGCUCUGAAGUACUCAAAGAUGCUGACAGAGCACCUGAAGAAUUCUUAUAAUAAUUCUCAAGCACCAUCACCUGGUUUGGGAAGCAAAGCUGUUGGGAUGCCUUCUCCCGUUUCUCCAAAGCUGUCGCCAGGCAAUUCAGGAAAUUAUUCUUCUGGGGCCAGUAGUGCUUCAGCAAGUGGUUCUUCAGUGACUAUUCCACAGAAGAUCCACCAGAUGGCAGCCAGCUAUGUUCAGGUUACAUCCAACUUCCUCUAUGCCACAGAAAUUUGGGACCAAGCUGAACAGCUUUCCAAAGAGCAAAAAGAAUUCUUUGCUGAACUGGAUAAAGUAAUGGGCCCUCUCAUCUUUAAUGCAAGCAUCAUGACAGAUCUAGUUCGUUAUACCCGGCAGGGACUGCACUGGCUUCGCCAGGAUGCCAAGUUGAUAUCUUGAACUGAACACAUUCUUGUUGCCUCCGAUUUUCUCCACAACACUGUGUCACAUCACGAAGGAAAACUGCCAUAACACGCCACCUAGUCAACACUAAGAAUGAGGAAUGGUUUUCUCCUCCUUGGUUCAUGUGUUGUUAUUUUUUAUAACCCAAAGCCAUCAUGU
Molecule: messenger RNA, 3812 nt
Organism: Tupaia belangeri chinensis (Chinese tree shrew)
Lineage: Eukaryota; Metazoa; Chordata; Mammalia; Scandentia; Tupaiidae
Gene: AFF4
Product: ALF transcription elongation factor 4
Exons: 22
Coding region: 156-3650 (1164 amino acids)
Biological process (GO): regulation of gene expression
Cellular component (GO): nucleus; super elongation complex
Source: RefSeq, a predicted model, not a curated record